Hibiscus syriacus is the source of this 570-nucleotide messenger RNA. Its product is annotated as serine/arginine-rich splicing factor 8-like. Bases 1 to 570 code for a protein of 189 amino acids. The transcript has a single exon. Lineage: Eukaryota; Viridiplantae; Streptophyta; Magnoliopsida; Malvales; Malvaceae. Gene Ontology annotation, molecular function: RNA binding. The record is from RefSeq and is a predicted model, not a curated record.
AUGAUGAGAGAGAGUGUCAGGAAAGAAGAAAGAGAAAAAGGAAUAGGCCAGUCUUCCUCCGGCGGGAGUUGGACUGUAUUCGUUGACAACCUGAGUAAGAGAGUCACUAAGAGUGAGCUAAGAAACAUAUUUAUCGAUCAGGGUCAGGUGGUGAGAAUUUUCAUACCAAAUGUGGUGAACAGGCCAAAGUAUAAAUCUUUCACUUUUGCCUUCGUUCAAUUUGGUAAUGAAACAGAGAUGAGGAAUGCAGUUGAAAAUAUUAACGGGUUGUGGAUAGAUGGGAGGAAAAUUUAUGUUGGAGUUGCAAAGUAUCAGAGUGUUCGACCAAGGGUUGCUGGUUCUUCUCGUCUUUCAGUUGGUGUCCAGGAAAAGGUUAUAUUUGAUAAAGCUAAUCCAAGUUCGAAGGCUGCGUUUCCGAGCAGAUUAAGAGAUGAUAGAUCAUACAAAGAUGUCUUGGUGUCGUGCAGUUCGCAAAAGACUGAGUCGGAGCAUAUAGGAAAAAGUUACGAAAGUCUAGACAGGGGAAGGGAUGAAGAAGAAGAAUAUUUGGGAAAUGCAUAUUCCUACUGA